Trichoderma virens Gv29-8 is the source of this 840-nucleotide messenger RNA. RefSeq lists its product as uncharacterized. Gene Ontology annotation, molecular function: transcription cis-regulatory region binding; DNA-binding transcription activator activity, RNA polymerase II-specific. The coding region runs from base 1 to 840 and encodes 279 amino acids. Gene Ontology annotation, cellular component: RNA polymerase II transcription regulator complex. The record is from RefSeq and is a predicted model, not a curated record. The transcript has 3 exons. NCBI's taxonomy places the organism in Eukaryota, Fungi, Ascomycota, Sordariomycetes, Hypocreales, Hypocreaceae.
AUGCCUUUGACGCCUUCACACUCCCAAUCAGCUGGCUCGGACGAUUUCAGCAAUACCUCCCCGCCUCCGGCCUUUGGCCAGCAGCCGAGCCCUGUGCCGCAACACCAUCACCAGGAGCAGCAGCAGCAGCACGGCUCCGGCCGCCAGCCGCAUUCCCCGUCCACAAACGGCAGCGUCAACGGAAGCGGCAGCAGCACGCGAGGCGAUGGCGGAUCCGGAUCUGCGGCCAAGACGGAGGCCAAUCCCGACGAGAUUCGCGGCAGCGACGACGAUGAUAACAUGACCCCGGCCCAGUCGCGAAGAAAGGCCCAGAACCGAGCUGCUCAAAGAGCAUUCCGCGAACGCAAAGAAAAGCACGUCAAGGACCUCGAGUCCAAACUCGCAAGCCUUGAAGCCGCCCAGAAGGAAGCCGCCAACGAAAAUGAGCGCCUCCGACGAGAUUUGCAAAGAAUGUCCACCGAGAACGAGAUUCUCCGGGCCACCUCUGCCAUCAACCAGAACCAGAACGGCUCCCACUCCCCCGAGCCUCUAACAACGGGGCCCAUGACAUACACACCUACCGAUUUCUAUACUAAUGUGCUUGAGGGCCACAAGAACAAGUUCCCCUCGCACCGUAUAGUCACCUCUGACGAUGGCCACAGGUUGCUUGCCGCGGGUGCCGCCUGGGAUUUCCUCCUGGAGCACCCGCUGUACAAGCGAGGCCUGGUGGAUGUCAGCAAAGUGGCCGAGCACAUGAGGCGAAUGGCCAAAUGUGACGGGCAGGGGCCUGUCUUUUCUGAGGGCGACAUCAACUAUGCCAUUGAGCAGAGCGUCGCUAGCGGCUCCGACGAUCUCUUGUAA